Ceratina calcarata is the source of this 867-nucleotide messenger RNA. Its product is annotated as putative ankyrin repeat protein RF_0381. NCBI's taxonomy places the organism in Eukaryota, Metazoa, Arthropoda, Insecta, Hymenoptera, Apidae. The transcript is spliced from 2 exons. The coding region runs from base 1 to 867 and encodes 288 amino acids. Gene Ontology annotation, molecular function: protein binding. The record is from RefSeq and is a predicted model, not a curated record.
AUGGAUGAGAGAUCGCUUCGUUUUGCUGCGCGAGUAGGAGAAGAAGAAACUCUCUGGUUGCAAAUUAAGGGAGGAGCUGACGUAGAUGCCAAAAACAAAGCUGGAGAAACGGCACUGCACCUAGCCAUUCAGGAGGGACACGAAGAUAUCGUGAAAGUUCUCGUAGAUCAGGGUGCCGAUGUAAACUCAGAAACUAAAUGGGGCGAGAGACCACUUUAUUGGGCUGCGCGAGUAGGUCUAGAAGAAACUUGCAGGUUGCUACUCGAAAGAGGAGCUGACGUGCAUGCCAAAGACAAAAAUGGAGUAACGGCGUUGCACCUAGCCAUUCUGCAGAGACACCAAGAUAUCGCGCAAAUCCUCGUAGAUCAUAGUGCCGAUAUAAACUUGAAAACUGAAAUGGGUGAGACACCAUUUCAUUUUGCUGCAUUAGGAGGACUAGAAGGAACUUGCAGGUUGCUACUCGAAAGAGGAGCUGACGUGCAUGCUCAAGACAAAAAUGGAUUAACGGCGCUGCACCUGGCCAUUCUGGAGAGACACCAAGAUAUCGUACAAAUCCUCGUAAAUCAUGGUGCCGAUGUCAACAGGAAAUCUGAAUGUGACGAUACACCGCUUCAUUUUGCUGCGCGAGUAGGACACGAAGAUAUUUUCAGGUUGCUAAUUGAGAGAGGAGCUGACCUGCAUGCCAGAGACAGAAGUGGAUUAACGGCGUUGCAUCUAGCCAUUCAGGCGAGACACAAAAAUAUCGCACAAAUCCUCGUAGAUCAAGAUCAGAUAGAUCGGCUCGGAGGUAACAAAUAUUUUACGGCUUUGGAUUUGGCAUCGGGCUAUUAUCAGAUACCGAUGAGCAAAGAAGCAAUAGAGACUUAG